GGGUGGCUCGGAGGAUGAGCCGGUGGCGGUGGCGGCGGCGGCGGCUGCUGCAGCGGCGGCACUGACGGGACGACACGAGCUCUAUGCCUUUCCGGCUGCUCAUCUCGCUCCUGUGCGCGCUGCUGCCCCUGCACCAUGGUGCGCCAGGCCCCGACGGCACCGCGCCCGACCCCGCCCACUACAGGGAGCGAGUCAAGGCCAUGUUCUACCACGCCUACGACAGUUACCUGGAAAAUGCCUUUCCCUACGAUGAGCUGAGACCUCUCACCUGUGACGGGCACGACACCUGGGGCAGUUUUUCUCUGACACUGAUUGAUGCUCUGGACACUUUGCUGAUUCUGGGGAAUGUAUCCGAAUUUCAAAGAGUGGUGGAAGUGCUCCAAGACAACGUGGACUUUGACAUUGAUGUGAAUGCCUCUGUAUUUGAAACCAACAUCCGAGUGGUGGGAGGACUCCUGUCUGCUCAUCUGCUGUCCAAGAAGGCCGGGGUGGAAGUGGAGGCCGGAUGGCCCUGCUCUGGGCCUCUCCUGCGGAUGGCCGAGGAGGCAGCCCGAAAACUCCUCCCAGCCUUCCAGACCCCUACGGGCAUGCCCUACGGAACGGUGAACCUGCUUCAUGGUGUGAAUCCAGGAGAGACCCCUGUCACCUGUACAGCAGGGAUCGGGACCUUCAUUGUGGAAUUUGCCACCCUGAGCAGCCUUACCGGUGAUCCUGUGUUUGAAGACGUGGCCAGAGUAGCCCUGACGCGCCUCUGGGAGAGCCGGUCAGAUAUUGGGCUGGUCGGCAAUCACAUCGAUGUGCUCACUGGCAAAUGGGUAGCCCAGGAUGCAGGCAUCGGGGCUGGCGUAGACUCCUACUUUGAGUAUCUGGUGAAAGGAGCAAUCCUGCUUCAGGAUAAGCAGCUCAUGGCCAUGUUCCUAGAGUAUAACAAAGCCAUUCGGAAUUACACCCACUUCGAUGACUGGUAUCUCUGGGUGCAGAUGUACAAGGGGACCGUGUCCAUGCCAGUCUUCCAGUCCUUGGAGGCCUACUGGCCUGGUCUUCAGAGCCUCAUUGGGGACAUUGACAAUGCCAUGAGGACCUUCCUCAACUACUACACUGUGUGGAAGCAGUUUGGGGGUCUGCCAGAAUUCUACAACAUUCCUCAGGGAUACACAGUGGAGAAGCGGGAGGGCUACCCACUUCGGCCUGAGCUCAUCGAGAGUGCAAUGUACCUCUACCGCGCCACAGGGGAUCCCAUCCUCUUAGAACUCGGGAGAGAUGCCGUGGAGUCCAUUGAGAAAAUCAGCAAGGUGGAGUGCGGGUUUGCAACAAUCAAAGAUCUCCGGGACCACAAGCUUGACAACCGGAUGGAAUCUUUCUUCCUGGCCGAGACUGUGAAAUACCUCUACCUUCUGUUUGACCCAAACAACUUCAUCCACAACAACGGCUCCACCUUUGACUCUGUGCUGACGCCCUAUGGGGAGUGCAUCCUGGGGGCUGGGGGGUACAUCUUCAAUACCGAAGCCCAUCCCAUUGACCCGGCUGCCCUGCACUGCUGUCAGAGGCUGAAGGAGGAGCAGUGGGAGGUAGAAGACUUGAUGAGGGAAUUCUAUUCACUCAAACAAAACAGGUCAAAAUCUCACAGAAAGACAGUGAGUUCCGGGCCCUGGGAACCCCCAGCAGGGCCCAUCACCCCCGCCUCUCCUGAGAACCAUGACCAGGUAAGAGAGAAGAAGUCUACCAAGCAGAGAAGCCCACUGCUCAGCUGCCCCAGCCAGCCUUUUACCUCUAAACUGGCACUGCUGGGGCAGGUUUUCCUCGAUUCCUCUUAACCACUGGAAGAUUUCCCGUUUUUGUUAUUUGAGACUAAACUGUUAUAAUAAAUCUGCUUUGGGCUAUCAGGUUUUA
Molecule: messenger RNA, 1890 nt
Organism: Jaculus jaculus (lesser Egyptian jerboa)
Lineage: Eukaryota; Metazoa; Chordata; Mammalia; Rodentia; Dipodidae
Product: ER degradation-enhancing alpha-mannosidase-like protein 2
Exons: 11
Coding region: 84-1814 (576 amino acids)
Biological process (GO): carbohydrate metabolic process; endoplasmic reticulum mannose trimming; mannose trimming involved in glycoprotein ERAD pathway
Cellular component (GO): membrane; endoplasmic reticulum
Molecular function (GO): calcium ion binding; mannosyl-oligosaccharide 1,2-alpha-mannosidase activity
Source: RefSeq, a predicted model, not a curated record